AUGGCGUCAAACCAAGCAGCAUGGUUGGAAGGCAAGGAUGCCCCACUCGCCAUUGGCGCGGCGGAUAUGCCCAAGCCAGGACCCUCUGAGGUCGUCGUCAAGAACCACGCGGUAGCAAUCAACCCCCUCGAUUGGAAAAUGCAAGAAGGGUUACACGUCGACAAGUUCCCCGUAGUCAUGGGCACGGAUAUUGCCGGCGAGAUCCACGAGGUGGGAAGCGAGGUCAAGAACUUCAAGACAGGCGACCGCGUGCUGGCCCACUGCACCGGGAUAAUGGACCAGAAGCCCCAGUCCGGCGCGUUCCAGCUCUACAGCGCCGCCCACUCCGCCCUGGCGAGCAGGAUCCCCGCGGGCAUGAGCUUCGCCGACGCCGCCGUGCUGCCCCUGGCCCUCUCUACGGCGGCCCAGGGCCUGUACGCGCGCGAGUACCUCGCCCUGCCGGCCCCGCGCGCCUCUCCCGCCCAGCCCAGCAACAAGUGCAUCCUAGUCUGGGGCGGCUCGUCCUCGGUCGGCGCCGCGGCGAUCCAGCUUGCGAAGGCGAGCGGCGUGACCGUGCUCGCGACGGCGUCGGCGCGGAACCUCGAUGCCGUGAGAUCAGAGCUGGGCGCGGACCACGCGUUUGACUACAAGUCUGCCGACGUGGUGGAGGACAUCGUGGGGGCGGUCAAACAUCUCCGGGACACUCGCGGAGUCGAGUUUUUAGGAAUAUACGACGCCAUUUCUGAGCCUCGGAUAUUCAAAGAGGCGCUGGGGCCGAUAUUUGACAGGUUGGAGUCUGAGAAACUCAUCUCGGCGAAGAGACUGGUGAUGGUGCUCUUGCCGUCAGACUUGCCGGAUGACGUCCAGGUUAAGAUGGUGUUUGCGGGGAUGUUGUUGCCCGGCCAUGACUAUGAUGAUGUUACAAGUCUCGUUUGGGAGAGUUUCGUACCGGAGGCACUGGAGACUGGCAGGUUGAAGCCAGCGCCCCCUCCGCUAGUGGUUGGGAAGGGUUUGGAGGCUAUUCAAGAGGGGAUAAACCAGAACAAGAAGGGGGUCAGUUUCAAGAAGGUGGUUGUCGAGCUGUAG
Molecule: messenger RNA, 1065 nt
Organism: Diaporthe citri
Lineage: Eukaryota; Fungi; Ascomycota; Sordariomycetes; Diaporthales; Diaporthaceae
Exons: 2
Coding region: 1-1065 (354 amino acids)
Molecular function (GO): oxidoreductase activity, acting on NAD(P)H
Source: RefSeq, a predicted model, not a curated record